Molecule: messenger RNA, 1743 nt
Organism: Caenorhabditis angaria
Lineage: Eukaryota; Metazoa; Nematoda; Chromadorea; Rhabditida; Rhabditidae
Source: the annotation of a GenBank genome assembly
AUGGUUAGUUUUUUCUUCGAAAUACUUUUUCAAAAAAAAAAACAAAUAAAAAUUCUUCCAGAUUUCCGAUGAAAAUAUAUUAUUAAUCGAGGAUCUUUCAAAUGGCGCUGAAAGAUUUUCAGUUCCAGUGAUUUGCACUGUUCCCAAAAUGGAUACAUCAGUUUUUCGGGAUUUCAAAUACGCGCCACGGUUGAUUGAUGUUUCGGGACACUUGAAAAAUCGACCGGUUUCCAAGAAAAUCUAUUCGUGUCGAUGUUAUGGAUCUUGUGAUGUUAAUUGUCAAUGUGCUUCUGGAAUUUAUACUAAAAGUGAGUUUCGAGUUUUGAAUUAGACCUAGGAGAAGGCUUCAGAGAGCUACAAUAGGCUUCAGAAGGCUCUAGAAGACUUCAGAAGGCUUCGGGAGACUUCAGAAAAUUUUAGAAAACUUCAGAAGAUUUUAGAAGGCUUCAAAAGGCUUCGGAAAGCUUCAGAAAAAUUUUGAAAACUUCAGAAGGCUUCAGAAAUCUUUAUAAAAUUUUAGAAAACUUCAGAAAACUUCAGAAGGCUUCAGAAGGUUUUAGAAGGCUUCGGGAGACUUCAGAAGGCUUCAGAAGGCUUCAGAAGGCUUCAAAGAGCUUCAGAAGGCUUUAGAAGACUUUAGAAAACUUCAGAAAGCUUCAGAAGGCUUUAGAAAAUUUCAGAGUACUUCAGAAGGCUAUAUAAGGCUUCGGGAGACUUCAGAAAGCUUUAGAAAGUUUCAGAAGGAUUCAGAAGGCUUCAUAAAUCUUUAUAAGGUUUCAGAAGGCAUCAAAGGGCUCCAGGAGGCUUUAGAAGGCUUCAGAAGCCUGCAAAAGGCUCCAGAAAAUUCUAAAAUUCUUCAAAACGCUUCAGAAGGUUUCGGGAGACUUCAGCAAGCAUCAGAAAAGCUUCAGAAAGCUUCAGAAGGCUUCAAAGGGCUUCAGGAGGCUUUAGAAGGCUCCAGAAGCCUGCAGAAGGCUCCAGAAAAUUCUAGAAAUCUUCAAAACGCUUCAGAAGGCUUCAGGAUUUCUGAAUUCAUCCUGAAAUUCCCCCAAUAUUUCCAGCCGGCGUCGUAAACAACAUGGAUCAUCUGAUGUGUGAUAUUGUUCAAGAAUGCAACGAUUAUUGUGAAUGUGCCCUCUGGUGCGGCAAUCGAAUCGCACAAAAAGGUUCGAAUAUAUCGAUGGAGAUAUUCGCGCGAGAUUUGAAAUGUGGUUGGGGUGUGAGAGCGAAGAUGAAUAUUCCGAAAGGUGUUUAUAUUGGUGAAUAUACUGGGGAGUUGAUUGAUGAUGAUGAAGCUGCAAUGAGAAGUGACACCACUUUUUUGUUUGAGACUAGGAUUGUGAGUUACUAAAAAAUUUUCAAUAAAGUUCCGGCGUUGUGCGUGGUCUAGACUCACAAAAUUAUCUAGCCGACUUCCUCUAUCUUACUUUUUUAGGGCGAGCAAACUUAUACAAUUGAUGCAAAAUACUGUGGAAACUAUACUCGCUUCAUAAAUCACAGUUGUAAUCCGAAUGUAAAAGUUGCAAAUGUGAGCUGGGAUCAAUCGGAAAAUCAACUAAUUCACAUGUGUUUUUACACUGAUCGAAUAAUUAUGAAGAAUGAAGAAAUAACAAUUGAUUAUGGUGAUUCUUGGUGGGCUGCCAAGGUAAAAUAAUUUUUUUUUGUUCAAAAUAUGAAUUUAAAUUUUUUGGUUUUCAGAAAUUCGCGUGUUUGUGUGGUUCAUCAAAGUGCAAAUAUCAAUGA